Seriola aureovittata is the source of this 2055-nucleotide messenger RNA. RefSeq names its product N-myc (and STAT) interactor (gene nmi). The record is from RefSeq and is a predicted model, not a curated record. Gene Ontology annotation, cellular component: cytoplasm. Lineage: Eukaryota; Metazoa; Chordata; Actinopteri; Carangiformes; Carangidae. The transcript has 10 exons. Bases 148 to 1278 code for a protein of 376 amino acids.
GAAUCCAGCUCAGAGUUUCACUUUUGAUUCAGAGUAAGUCGGAGCUGAAGUGACGAGUUCUGUGUUCUCACUGUGUUCUACUGUGUUCUACUGUGUUCUCACCCUGUUCUCACAGGAGAUUAAAGCGGGCAGGAAACAGAGCAGGUCAUGGCUGACAUGUACAACAACAGGCCUGUAAAUGACGAGGUGAACGGUGGUCUGGCUGGUCUGGAUGAGGCCAAGAAAGACCUGGAGAUAUGGAAGAUUAAAGCAGAGAAAGCUGAUGAUGUAAAAUCCAGGCUCAUAGUGGAAAAACUGGAGGAAGAUGAAGCCAAGGAGAAGGCCAAACAGGAGAUGUUGGCUUUGGUGGAAAAGAACAAUGAGUAUCAGAAGGACUUCGCUCAGAGCCUGAGCUCAGUACAGGACGAAAUCGGGAAGCUUGCUAAACGCAAACAGGAUUUGCUGGACAAACUGAUGAGAUGUCAGGCUGAGCUGGAGGCUAAGAGGGCCGAGUCCACCAAACUGAAGCAGAAAUUCAAGAUCUAUGCCCUGAUUCCAGACACAGAGGUGAGGUUCACCACUCAGGACACAGAGGAGACGGAUGACAACAGUCAGCCAAUCAGAGGAGUGUUCACCAUCAGCCAGAGGUCCACUGUGUUCCUGCAGGGAGGGCAGGCGCUCAUCACCUUCGAGGAGGAGAAAGUGGCCUCUCAGAUUCUGAAGAUUGCCAAGUGUGCGGUUUCCUGUGACAACAAGAGUCUGGAUGUGAAACCAAAAAGAAUAAGCAUGGAUCCUGUUGUCAAGUUUGAGGUCCACAUCAAUGUUUCCAGAAAGGAGAUCAAGGUCUCCAACGUCCCCCCUUCCAUGCCAGAGGAGAGAGUGAGGGACCGGCUGGAGAUGAGCUUCUCCAGGCCCAGCAGAGGAGGAGGAGAGGUGGAGGGAGUGGAGUACGAUGCGAACACUGGAACAGGACACGUCACCUUCCUGCACCCUGGAGUUGCUGAGAGCUUGGCCCUGAGAGGGAGGCACCAUGUGGAUCUGGACUCUGACGUCAACGUGCAGGUCGGACCCAUUUACAAAUACAAGCUGCGCAAAUUUCAGACCUUCUGCGGCUUUCCGAAGCGAACCAUCCUCCUCGAUGACAUCGGGGACACUUCAGAUGAGGAGGACCUGCAGGAUCAUCUGGAGAUCCACUUCCAGAAGCCCAGUAACUGUGGCGGUGAGAUAGAAAGCAUCAAGUACCUCUCUGGAGGAAAAGCUGCCCUGGCCUUCUUCUGUGAGGAGGAGAGAGACGAGUGACUGUCACCAACAUGUGAGCCCAGUCCUCACAUUAGUCCAGAGUCUGUGAUUAAAGAAAUCUCCCUAACUGAAGGGAAGCUUUUUAUUCACUGUCCUGCUGAGUCAGAUGAUUUAGUUCAACAGUCUUUGAUCUGUGUUUUCACAUCACAUGAUGAGGGGAGUCUAGGUAGUGUUUAAAGCUGUGUUUGCUUUUCUCUUCUACACUGUGCUUAUUAAAAGAUCUGAAUCACAGGUGUGGUGUGUUGUUAAUGACUCAGACUGCGGAUACACACCUGUGUGUGCCAAAAUAAUAAUAAUAAUAAUAAUGAAAAUAAUUUUUUUUUUGGUUGAGUUUCUGCACAACCAGCACUGUUAUAACUUUGGUUAUGCUCAACGAUUGUGAUUGAUAUACAUGGGUCAACCCUGCAGCAAAGGAGUCAUUAGAUUUGACUAUCAAAUACAAAAGGAUAGUUUGAUACUUUUUUCGUCAGCUAGAUCAAACAUUUCUUUUCUUUAAAUUUGCAGGCUGUAUGUUUAUGCAACAUACAGGAUAGACUGAUAUGGUUAUUUAUGGAGAGGUUUGAAAUUGUGCAUUGUCAUAUUAAUAAUGUAGGCUAUCAAUCAUAUUGUACAUAUCUAAAUUAUAAAAUAAAUAAUCCUCAGCCCUAAAUCUAAGUGAAUGGAUGGAAUAUUAGCAUGACCAAUCUGCUGAUUACUGCUUUGUUACCUAUAUUGAUGACACCUUGCAUUUACUCUGUACAUAGUAGUUUAGUUAAUAAACUCCUUUAUUUACACCCA